AUGCCUGCGCAAAUUCACUACCGAUCCCCCAAGAGCGAAGCAAGUCCCGAUUCUGCCGGUCCCGUAUACAAGUCGUCUUCCAUAUCGUCGCCCGAAGAUCAGAGCCUAUCGUCCAAAUCAAAUAGUCGCAAGCGAAAGUCCUCGAUAGAUGUUGACGAUGACGAUGACGACGACCUUGAUAGCCACCAACCGGUGAAGAAAACUGCGCAUAACAUGAUCGAAAAGAGGUAUCGCACUAAUCUCAACGACAAGAUAGCCGCUUUACGAGAUAGUGUACCGAGUCUGCGCAUCAUGUCAAAGAGUGCUCGGGGAGAGGAUACGACGGAAGAUAGGGAGGAACUACACGGCUUGACGCCGGCGCAUAAGUUAAACAAGGCAACAGUUUUAAGCAAAGCUACCGAAUAUAUUCGGCAUCUAGAGAAAAGAAAUCUCCGGCUUAUCGACGAGAACUCUGCCAUGUCGCAACGAAUAGCCGCCUUUGAGAAACUGUUUAUGGCUGGUGCGAUGAACGGCGCAGUUAGCCCCCUACAGCAGGGAACACCGUCCACACCUAUACAAUACUCGCACGAACCUAAUGGCUACGCGAAUUCUGCUAUGAACACUCCAGGCCGCCCCGAUCCCCAAGGCAUGAUCCAAGUUCCCGAUGAUAUGAAACGUAUUAUCGCCGCCCAAUUAGUGACAAAUCAACCAUACCCGGUACCACAACAGCCGUACAGAGGCAAUCCUACUAUGAUUCGCCAACAACAGAUCCAGCCACAGCAGCAUCACAUACAGGCAAGAGGCUGGCAGAAUGCUGGUCCCUACUUCGGAAAGUUGAUGGUCGGUUCCCUAGCAGGAUUGAUGCUUUUGGAAGCUGCUCGCGAGAAGGAGCAAAGCAACGAGACACCAGAGGGUCGCGGCCUUUUCGCCCUCCCCAUACAGCUCCUUAGGUUCCUUACAUCUUCGCUAAGUGUCGAUUUUAUGGGCUAUAGCAUUCAUGGUUCCCAAGUGUUAUACUCUAUCCGGAUCGCAUUGCUAUUCUGCUGUCUCGGAUGGGUUAUCAUUUCUACAUUUGCAGAGCGCAGGGCACCAGGCAAGGAUGGCCUUAAACAAAAACAGAUAUCUUUGAAAGCGGUGCCCUCUUUAGCUUCACCCAUUCACGUGCGUCGCCAGGCGUGGCUCACUGCUAUCCAGACAGUUUGGGUCCCUCGCCACAACUUCUUCCUCGAGGCCGCCGCUCUGUGCCUCAAGACAGCCAAACUGAGCCUUCGGAAUCUCAUCGGAAUCCACGGUUACCAGAUGCUAACAGGCCUCACUGAAGACCAGGAGCUUGCCCGUGUUAAGGCUUGGGCAAUUGCUUUAGACGCUCAACUUGCCGGAGGAGAUGUCGAAAUCAGCAAGAGCCGACUCACGCUAACCCUGCUGGCUUCCGGAACCCUCCCCACAACUCCGCUGCGACUAAUGCUGAAAGCCCUUCAUAUCCGUGUCCUCUUAUGGGAAGUUGGCCUCUCCGGUAUGCAAAUUGGCGUCUUAAAUACCUUGGCGUCGAAACUAGCGAGGUCAAAAUGGAACGAAGCGAAACAACUGCACAGACUCUUAACACAGCUUCGACGUGGCGGCCAAGAACAAUCUGAUGAUGACCUCCCGGAUCAUCUAGCUGCCCUCCUUGAACAUGACUGCGACGCUGUCUUGAACCAAAGCAUCGUCCAAAGAGUACAUAACCUCGCUUGGAACCGCCCGACUGACCACAAUGCUAUCGGGAUCAUUGAUGGCAUGGAUACCGUGGUAGACGAUGUAGCAAUCCGCUCUCCAAUGGAUGCGGUUGCAGCUUGGUGGUCUAAUAUCACACUGCAAGGUGCACUUACGAAGAGUCUUCUUACCAAGGAAGAGGAUGAUCCAGAAGCAGUUCAGCAAAUUGAGGAUGAAAUAUCCCUAGCUAUCAGGACCGCUCCGAUCGGAUGCAUCGCCCAAAACCGUGCCUUAGUUGCGCGUGCCUUGCUCAUUGAGGAGAAACGAAGCAUGAAUAUCAUGGCUGCGUUACAAGCUAUUGGCCCUGUAACACCGGUUCUCUCCUCGCCGAACAGUCCUACCGGUAGUCCAGCUCGCGGUACUCCGUCACCACCCCCCACUCCUAUCAAGUCACUUCCUCCUUCGCUCGUCAUGACGACCGAAAUGCGUACUUCCCUUCUUUGUGCCAUGGCUAUCGCACACCUUCAAAAGUUUUCUCCGCCCGAGGAGCCGGUCGACAUAUACGCCGUGAUUGAUCAGAUCCACCCUGUUAGCGACAUGGGAUUACUUGGUUACGCAGCAACCUUUAAGUUGAUGGACCGACUUGCAAGCCACGAAUUCGCAGCUGAAGCAUGCAGUGACACGCUUGAGCGCCUCUCGGGUACACUAAGAAUCUGGACCGGAAAGGACUGCGGGCUAGAGUCAAACGUGAGACAUCAAAUGGUUGAACGAUGUCUAACCGUCACUCGUGGUGUUAUGGGGAUGAACCUUGAUACCGACACCGGCUACGGAAGUAUGAGCGAGAACGAGAAUGAGCAAGAGAAUUCAUCCGAUUCGGAAUUUACAACUAAAGAGAAGCUUCCCGAGGUCAAGAUCGAAACGGAGUUGCUUACAUCUACUUAA
Annulohypoxylon maeteangense is the source of this 2610-nucleotide messenger RNA. RefSeq lists its product as uncharacterized. Bases 1 to 2610 code for a protein of 869 amino acids. Gene Ontology annotation, biological process: positive regulation of transcription by RNA polymerase II; SREBP signaling pathway. The record is from RefSeq and is a predicted model, not a curated record. Lineage: Eukaryota; Fungi; Ascomycota; Sordariomycetes; Xylariales; Hypoxylaceae. The transcript has 3 exons. Gene Ontology annotation, molecular function: protein dimerization activity.